Messenger RNA from Hylaeus volcanicus, 1384 nucleotides. RefSeq names its product tRNA N(3)-methylcytidine methyltransferase METTL6-like. The record is from RefSeq and is a predicted model, not a curated record. NCBI's taxonomy places the organism in Eukaryota, Metazoa, Arthropoda, Insecta, Hymenoptera, Colletidae. The coding region runs from base 236 to 1330 and encodes 364 amino acids. The transcript has 9 exons.
GUUUUUUAAAAAGUUGUUUAUUCAUUAAGAAAGAACAAGAAGUUAUUUGACUUUAAAAAAGUAAACUCGACAUGUCUUUGGACGUUGUUUUCAAUCAAAUGUCUGAUGUUACUGAGUGCAAAUCUCUCCUUGCCGGAUCAGUUCUUGCUAUAAAAAAAAACUUGUUGACUUACAAGUACACUUUUUCAGUAAAAUAAAAGCUUCGGUAGUGGCAUCAUUACGUCAAAUAAAGGUUAUGGAAAAACCUGUUAUUACUGAAACCGAAGAUGAUCAGAAAAUCGCUGAAUCUAUUAAUGAUAAUUCCAUAUUAAAACCUGGUGUACUUUUAGCCGAUAAUGUUUCUACCUAUAGUGUCACACCCAAUAUGAUUAGUGAAGCUCGUCAAGUCAUUCAAAAUGAUAAAACGAUUCCCAUUUUUUGGAGAGGUAAAAUUAAAAGAAACAUGUUUCAAAUUCAAACAUUUUAUUACGUCAAACCAGAUAAGUAUGAAAGGGAAAUAUGUAAAAAUUGGAAUUUAUUUUUUAAGAGGAAUAAGAAUAACUUUUUUAAAGACCGACUGUGGAUUCAACAUGAAUUCACAGAUUUGACAGUGCCAAAAACCUGCAGUCCAAAUAGUCAACAGAAGCUUUGCACAUCUACACAGUGUCAACACUGCUCAUCGACAUGUUUUAUUCUUGAUGUUGGGUGUGGAGUUGGCAACGCUAUAAUUCCAAUAUUAGAAAAAAACCCACAAGCCCAUGCCUCAUGUUUCGAUUGUUCUCCCUAUGCAAUUGAAUUAUUGAAAAAAAGAUGGUCUUCUAUUGUGUCUAAUUAUACCGCUACGUGCGACUCAGACAAAAGCAGUUCACAAAACAAUCUUUUACAAAAUUCAACCUCCCCUUCACUAGGGACCCUUUUUUGUGCUGAAGCAUUUGACAUUCUGAGUGGACCAAUACCUCAGCAUUUUUACUUACCAGUGGGCACAGACUAUGUUUUGUUACUGUUUGUUCUUUCGGCACUCCCACCGACUUCUUUUCAUACCGUCCUUAAUACAAUUAAAAAUGUCGUACGCCCCGGAGGUAUAAUAUUUUUUCGUGAUUAUGCUUUAUUUGAUAUGACACAAAUACGAUUUGCAAAGUCUAAACAAGCUCAAUUAAGAUCUAAUUUUUAUGUUCGCCAGGAUAGCACCUUAGCUUACUACUUUACACGAGAAGUUUUCAACUUAUUUUGUAACGAUGGAAAUUUUGAAUGUCUAGAAAACACAUAUAUAUUAAAACAAAUGAAAAAUCGAAAAACGGAGCAAGUUUUAAAACGUAUUUGGAUACAAGCCAAAUUUAAAAAAAAAAAUUAACACAUAUUUAUGAUUUUCCUCUUGUAUGUAGCAUUCAACCGUUUAGUUUAGUUA